This is a messenger RNA of Clonostachys solani, 684 nucleotides long. The record is from the annotation of a GenBank genome assembly. Lineage: Eukaryota; Fungi; Ascomycota; Sordariomycetes; Hypocreales; Bionectriaceae.
AUGUCUCAUUAUGACACUAUUGGCCUCAAGUAUAAUGCCGUUAAAUCUACACCUUGGGGCCGGCUUGAGCUUUUCAACUUCAAGAAACACAUUCAGCCGUUUCUAUCCAGGCCACAAACAAAUGUCUUGGACCUCGGCUGUGGAACUGGUUUCUACACAGAACUCCUGGCAGAAUGGGGUGCCACAACUGUUACUGCAGUAGAUAUUUCCACUGCUAUGCUCGCAGGAGCCAACGCUCGUCUAAGGAACAGCCGCUAUGCUUCCAUGGUGGAGUUCGUUCAAGGAGACGGUCUUAAGCCUACGGUAUAUGGCCCCAAGCCUCAAUCAUAUGACUUGAUUGCUGGUGUAUGGUUCUUGAAUUAUGCAAAAGACUACAAGGAAUUAGUAUCCAUGUUUUUGACUAUUCGCAAAAACCUCAAACAGGGUGGCGUCUUCGUCGGCGUCUGCAUGCAUCCUGUGGAGGAUGUGUGUAAUUUCAUCGCCCAUCACAAUUCAAAAGUUUGGGCAAUGACUGGUCUCGAAGACAUUUACCAAGAUAGACUUCCAGACGACGCGGGAUUUAUGUUCAAAGCGGUCUUCCAUCCUCCCAAAGCUGUCAAGUUUGGUCACACUAUCGAGUUUGAGGCCUAUCAUUUAAAGAAAUCGUUCAUUGCGACUUUCCGGAUAGUCUUCGAGGUGGAUUAG